Messenger RNA from Colletotrichum navitas, 880 nucleotides. RefSeq lists its product as uncharacterized. The record is from RefSeq and is a predicted model, not a curated record. The transcript has a single exon. Lineage: Eukaryota; Fungi; Ascomycota; Sordariomycetes; Glomerellales; Glomerellaceae. The coding region runs from base 144 to 641 and encodes 165 amino acids.
GGCACGGGAUGGGGAGACGAUCCUUGGGUUCACCCUCUCACGGCGCGCGCGGGGUGAGGGGGGGGCGCCUCCGCCAGGGUAUGUGUCUCGUGGGGAAGUGAGGUGACACGAACGGCGAUGCCAGGCGGCACGACUGGAGGGAAAUGCGAAGGGUAUCACGAUGGGUCAGAUCUUGUCUAUUUCGGGGCACCGUUGUACAUCAUGAAAGCACGCGAGAGGUCACUUGGCCGUCCCGCCCCCAGAUUUGUGCUACCCGGGGGGGGGGGGGGGGUGGAACGGGUGCAAGCUGGACUUUUCGCGACUGGCAUGGAGAAACCGGAAAGAUAUCAAAGCGAAAGAGAGGGGGGCGUAAGCCGAACAAGAGGUUUCGGGCCCUGUUUGAACAUCUAUCAGUACUGUCCUGCUUGUUACGUGCUGCUUCGGGCUUCAGGUUAGCAUUUGGCAACAAGAUUCUGCUUCACGGGGUGAUCCUAUGUCCUCUCCAGCCGCCAUUCGGCCCGGCCCUCGAGCAGACCCUGGCGUGCCAAGAUUUCGCGCGCGGGAUCCGACUUGGUUGGGAAAUCCUUCCGCUGACGAAGUCGAAAAACGGUGGCUGCUGGUUGACCGAGGUGUCAGGGGUGUCGAUCCUCGGUGAGGCGUGAUGUACCGGAUGACUUUUGGACAUCCCUGGGCGCGGGAUUGCGGGCCAGGUGCCUCUGCAGCGUUGCCAGUGAAGAGAUUGUAUGUUGAUUAUGAGAAUAUGUUUCAUUUCCUUCCAACACUCUCGAUCCUCCGUCGGAACGAGUUGGACCACGGACGAUCAGGAAAGGCGACUCUAGCUUCCGUGACUGACGGAGGCCAGCCUAAUUGUCUCCAUACGUGCAUCCUGAGACUGAAAGAU